Messenger RNA from Meriones unguiculatus (Mongolian gerbil), 1035 nucleotides. RefSeq names its product zinc finger protein 180-like. Gene Ontology annotation, molecular function: RNA polymerase II cis-regulatory region sequence-specific DNA binding; DNA-binding transcription factor activity. The transcript is spliced from 2 exons. The annotation marks the transcript as partial. The record is from RefSeq and is a predicted model, not a curated record. Gene Ontology annotation, biological process: regulation of transcription by RNA polymerase II. Lineage: Eukaryota; Metazoa; Chordata; Mammalia; Rodentia; Muridae.
AAAACAACUCACACUGGAGAGAAACUUUAUGAGUGUAAUGAAUGUGGUAAAGCCUUUGCAUGUAACAGUCAUCUCUUGCUACAUAGAAGAACUCACAGUGGAAAGAAACCUUAUGAAUGUAACCAAUAUGGUAAAGCCUUUGCACGUAACAGUAGUCUUCUAGUACAUAAAAGAACUCACACUGGAGAGAAACCUUAUGAAUGUAACCAAUGUGGUAAAGCCUUUGCAUGUAGCAGUAGACUUCUAGUACAUAAAAGAACUCACACUGGAGAGAAACCUUAUGAAUGUAACCAAUGUGGAAAAGCCUUUGCAUGUAACACUGGUCUCCUAGUACAUAAAAGAACUCACAGUGGAGAGAAACCUUAUGAAUGUAACCAAUGUGGUAAAGCCUUUGCACGUAACUGUACUCUUCUAGUACAUAAAAGAACUCACACUGGAGAGAAACAUUAUGAGUGUAAUGAAUGUGGUAAAGCCUUUGCAUGUAACAGUCAUCUCCUGCUACAUAGAAGAACUCACAGUGGAGAGAAACCUUAUGAAUGUAACCAAUGUGGUAAAGCCUUUGCAUGUAACAGUAACCUUCUAGUACAUAAAAGAACUCACACUGGAGAGAAACCUUAUGAAUGUAACCAAUGUGGUAAAGCCUUUGCAUCGAACAGUCAUCUCCUAAGACAUAAAAGAACUCACACUGGAGAGAAACCUUUUGAGUGUAAUGAAUGUGGUAAAGCCUUUCCAUGUAACAGUCAUCUCCUGCUACAUAGAAGAACUAACAGUGGAGAGAAACCUUAUGAAUGUAACCAAUGUGGUAAAGUCCGGGAGGAGCUCAGUUUUCCCUUCAGCGUCUGUAGCUAUAGCAACGGCACUUACAUCACUCUUGACAGUGGAGGCUCGCACUGCGCCUGCGCCGAGCCUCGCGACAGCCCCUCCCCCACCCCACCCGAGAGGGCGCAGCCUUCGGGUUCCUCCGAGGCCUCUGGGACCCUCAGCUUGGACAGUGGGCGGCUGGGCGCAUUCUCACCACCAAGGCCGAGCUCUUAG